UGUUUUACUACCAACACAGGACAGAGGGCGAUAUCACGCUGGUUGUAAAUAAUCUUAAACCCGGAACAAGGAGAAGAAGACGAAACAAAAACAAAAAUGGCUUUCUCUUGGUCAGUCCCCAGUAACGAGCUCUCCUGUUCGAUCUGCCAGGAUACGUUCAAAGACCCGGUUCUCCUUCCGUGUGGCCACAGUUUCUGUAAGGUCUGUGUGCAACAGUGGUGGAGAACCAAACAAGUGCGUGAAUGUCCCGUUUGUAAGACGGUGUCUUCGACCAAUAGACCACCUCGCAACCUCGUGUUGAAGAACCUGUGCGAGGCUUUCCUGCUGGAGGUGGAGUCCGGGGUCGUCUGCCGCCAGCACGCCGAGAAACUGAAGCUCUACUGCCUGGACCACCGGACCCCGGUUUGUGUUGUCUGUAGGGAUUCAAAUGAGCACAGGAACCACAGCUUUACGCCCGUAGACGAAGCUGCAAAUGGGAGCAGAGAAGACCUCUUGGAAAACCUGAAGCCCUUGCGAGAGAAAGUGAAACUCUUCAACGAAAUGAAAGUCAGCUGGGAGAAGACAGAUGAAGAGAUUAGGAAUCAAGCGCAGGACACAGAGGAGAAGAUACGGAAUGAGUUCGACGUGCUUAAGGUGUUUUUACAAACCGAGGAAAGGGCCAGGAUUGCAGCACUGAAGCAGGAAAACGAAAUCAAAAGAGCGAUGGUGAAGAACAAGAUUGCAGUGUUGAGCAGAGAGAUAAACGCCAUGGAAAGUACCAUUAAAUCCAUAGAAGGAGGGCUGAAAGAGGAUGACCCAACCUUCCUGUUCAAAGUCGGUGAUUUAAAGAAAGAAGCUCAGCGCCCCCUGAUGGAGGACCCAAAGCAGAUGACAGGGGCCCUCAUCGAUGUUGGCAAAUAUCUGGGAAAUAUUAGGUUCAGCGUCUGGUACAAAAUGAAGUAUCUAGUGUCCUUCACCCCCGUAAUCCUGAACCCCAACACUGCCCACCGAGAGCUGCAGCUGUCCGAAGGUUUGACCAAUGUGAAAUGUGGACCGAAGCAGCCUCUUAAUGUCCUGCUCCACACCCAGCCGGAGAGGAUGCACCAGCACCGCAGCGUCCUGGGCUGCGAGGGCUUCAGCUCGGGGAGGCACAGCUGGGAUGUGAAGGUUGGAGACAAUCAAGUGUGGGCGCUGGGGGUGAUGGCGCAGGAGGCCCAGAUGAAGGGGGAUUUACUGUCCGGGUUGUGGAUGUUGAGGUUCUCCCACGGUAAAUUCACAGCCUUUUCCCCCUCGUGUGCGGUGACUGUCCUCCCACUGAAGGACAGGCUCCAGAAGGUCAGAGUGCACCUGGACUGGGACAAAGGAAAGCUGACCUUCUUGAACCCAGACACUGCCGAGGUCGUACACACUUUCACGCACACAUUCACCGACAGGCUGUUUCCAUACAUCAACACCUGGAAGGAGCGUCCAGUGAAGAUCCUGCCACUGAAUAUCUCCGUAAUAGUAACGUAACUGCAGGAGAAUUGAGAAUUGCCUUCUAUCUGUUUAAAAAAAAAAGAGAGAGAGAGAAUAUUCCCCCUAUUUUUUGUUUUGUGAAGUUAGAUAACUUGCCAUCGUUGUAGCAAUAAAAGUAAUGGGACACAAUGGAGGUAAAGUAAAUUGGGGCUGUGAAUGCUGCAAACGCUAACCCUGAACACACCAGAAUGAAUGUAUGGUCCUACAUGGUCCAAGUAUUUGUAUGUUCAGGGAUGUGUGCAAUGUAAAAAGUACACUAAAAACAUACCUCAAAGGCAGUUUUAGUAAAGAAUGUCCUGUUAACUGUGUCAAUGCUGUCAAAGCCGGAGUUGUCUUAACAAUCUGUGAUCGUGUGUCACUGUCAAUUUGUAGUUAGACCGAAGCCAAAGCUGUUCUUGAACUUGAACGUAGUUGCCCACUGUGUCACUUUUUGUAUUUUUCUUUAUUUGUAUUUCUUUGUUAAGGUACCGUGUGGGCGGUUUUUCCUUUAUGGCCGCGUACUGUAACGUCGAACAGUGUUCUACAGAUAAAGUUCAGAUUGAAAGUAUCUUUCUUUAAUUGCAUUUCUCUGCUGCACUGGAGUGCCUUUAUUUUGUAUUACUUAUAUAAUUUAUAUGCAUACCUUUAAACUGAUCUAUUUAUGUAUCUCAAAAAUUAAAAAGAAAUGUUUAUAAAAAAGAAACACUGUCUUCUGAGAAGGAGUGAUACGUAUAUAUCAGAUUGUGUAAAUAGUUAUUUAACAGGUACAUUGUUAUUGUUCCUUUUACAAGUAAAUGCACAUUUAUUUUUUUCUGUUAUGUUUAUUAAUCGUUCUAACUAAUAAAUGUCUUACAUGACUAAUUACUUUCAUUCAACUAAAAUAUCUGUUGACUGUUAAUAUGUUAAAUCAUGGCUUUCACAUGAUCAAUUAUAAUUUUUUUCUGCGUAGGAUGCUCAAACAUUAAAGGAAGAACAUUUAUAAUUCAAUAAACAUGUUCUGCUCAA
Dicentrarchus labrax (European seabass) is the source of this 2478-nucleotide messenger RNA. Its product is annotated as nuclear factor 7, ovary-like. The transcript has a single exon. NCBI's taxonomy places the organism in Eukaryota, Metazoa, Chordata, Actinopteri, Moronidae. The record is from RefSeq and is a predicted model, not a curated record. Gene Ontology annotation, biological process: protein ubiquitination. The coding region runs from base 97 to 1491 and encodes 464 amino acids. Gene Ontology annotation, molecular function: protein binding; ubiquitin-protein transferase activity; zinc ion binding.